This is a messenger RNA of Homalodisca vitripennis (glassy-winged sharpshooter), 2112 nucleotides long. RefSeq names its product tRNA-dihydrouridine(47) synthase [NAD(P)(+)]-like (gene Dus3). Gene Ontology annotation, biological process: tRNA processing. The record is from RefSeq and is a predicted model, not a curated record. NCBI's taxonomy places the organism in Eukaryota, Metazoa, Arthropoda, Insecta, Hemiptera, Cicadellidae. The transcript has 11 exons. Gene Ontology annotation, molecular function: RNA binding; flavin adenine dinucleotide binding; tRNA dihydrouridine synthase activity. The coding region runs from base 183 to 2066 and encodes 627 amino acids.
UUAGAAGUUAGAACCAGCAGGAGCAGCCACUUGGUAGUAGGCGUUAGGUUAUGUAGCGUUUAUCGUGGACCGACAGGUUACCGCUAUAGUAGAUAAGUUAUCGACAUUGUAAAUAGUAUGUUACUGUAACUAAAGAAUAAAAUUGUAUUUUAAGUAACAUUUGUAAUACUUAACAAGAGGUUAUGAGUAACCAGAGUAUGCCUAAUAAUGUUGAAACCAACACUUCAGCAUCGAUAAAUCACCCUAAACUAGAAUCUGAAAUGUCAAAUGUAGUGGAAGGAGUACAAAAGCGAAAGUUGUCAGAAGGUAAAGAUGAGCAUCCUCGAAACAAGAAGCGGAGGAGAGGUAUGAAUAAAAAGCGAGGACCAACGUUCCGAGUGAACCGCGAGUGUCAACUGUGUCCACAGCUGGUGGACAGACGGUCAGACAGCGAUCCAGGGUGUGUUCUGGCCGCGUGCAAGUUUACGCAUGAUUUGACACAGUAUUUGGCUGAGAAACUGCCCAGUCUGGGUGACGAGUGCUACGUCUUCAAGAUCAGAGGUCACUGUCCUCGCGGUCUCACCUGCAGGUAUGGCUCCAAGCACAUUGCAGAUGGAGGUCUGAACAUAGUGGACGAGAGCCGGUUUGCGGAGUGGAAAUCUAACAGAAGUCUUCACACAAUCAACAGUCUCAAACAUGAAGUUCAACGACAUUUGUGGAAGCAAACAUACGAUUUCGAACGGGCGACAAAGGUGAUAUCUCAAUGGAACCAAGACAACCAGCAAAAGAAAGAAGCUGCAAUAGAAAACGGAAAUGAUAAAGUCAGUAUUGAACUCAAAGACGAAGGUCACGCAGGAAAUACUGGUGAAGGUGCCAUCGCUGUUCCUGAGAUUGAUAAUUGUGAUCAGAAGAAUGGCUCGAGUAGUGAGGUUGGAAUGGAAACCACUGGGGACAGUACAGUCCACGCGAAGGUGGGGCCAGUUUUAGACACUGACAUUAUCAAACUUCGAGAUGAAGAGAAAAGGAAGAUAGACUGGCGGGACAAGCUGUUCUUGUCUCCCCUCACGACGGUGGGUAACUUGCCAUUUCGCCGAGUGUGCAAGGAGUUCGGGGCCGACGUCACGUGUGGUGAAAUGGCCAUGGCUACCAACCUACUGCAAGGCAAAGGGCAGGAGUGGGCCCUCACCAAGCGGCAUGGCAGCGAGGACUUGUUCGGGGUCCAGGUGUGUGGAGGUAACAUCCAUGUGAUGACGAGAUGUGCACAGCUGAUACAAGAUCAGGCCGAAGUGGACUUUAUAGACAUCAACGUUGGAUGUCCUAUUGACCUGAUAUAUCAGCAGGGUGCAGGCAGUGGACUUCUCAACAAGAAGAAGGUGCUGUUCUCCAUAGUGAAAUGUAUGAAGGGCGUGCUGGACAUCCCCUUGACAGUGAAGACCAGGAUGGGGGUGUACAGCGGCAAGAAUGUGGUCCACACGUAUAUGGGCAGCCUGGCGGAGUCUGGGGCAGACCUUAUCACUAUACAUGGAAGAACGAAGGAGCAACGUUAUACAAAGCUGGCGGAUUGGGACUAUAUAGAGCAGUGUGCCCAGCUGGCCAAACCUACUCCUGUCAUCGGCAAUGGGGACAUUCUCUCCUACGAGGACUUUGACACAGCAAGGAAGCGAAGCCCGACAUCAGCCAGUGUGAUGAUUGGCCGAGGUGCUCUCAUCAAGCCUUGGAUCUUCACAGAGUUGAAGGAUCGGAGACACUGGGAUAUCUCCAGUCAGGAGAGAUACGAGUUACUGCAGCGGUUCACAAACUAUGGACUGGAACACUGGGGCAGUGAUACUAAGGGGGUGGAGACAACUCGGAAGUUCUUACUGGAAUGGUUAUCAUUUCUGUACCGCUAUGUUCCUGUGGGAUUGCUAGAGUGUCCUCCACAGAAAAUGAACGAGAGACCGCCCAAGUUCGAAGGACGCAACGAGCUGGAACAGCUGAUGGCAAGUCAUCUGUGUACGGACUGGAUUAAGCUCAGUGAAAUGCUCUUGGGACCUGUACCAGAAGGAUUUCAGUUUCUGCCCAAACACAAAGCCAACUCGUGGACAUAAAGACAUCAUAUAUUUUAAAUAAAUUAAUAUUGACUAGUUAAUGUUA